AUGGAUUGCCCUCACGGCUUCCACAAAUGCCACCUACCAGACCCCGUGGACGUAUACAACGUAAGAUGCGCUCUAGCAGAAAUCAACAAAUCCACUCACAUCAACUUCAGCGUUUCCGAAGCCCUCAAGAUUCUACGAGAGCACGUCAGUCAUGACCAGAACGUCAAUCAUACGACUGAGAUGAUCCUCAUCUUCGUCUACACCCUCCUCAUCAUCUCCGGACUAUCGGCCAAUCUCAUCAUUAGUUUCGUGGUGGCUCGUAAGACGCAGAUGCAUUCACCGAGGAACAUCUACAUCGUGAACCUCACUAUCUCUGACAUGAGUUUAUGUGUCGUCUGCAUGCCGUUCACCGUGAUAUCUAUAGUGCAGAGGCAUUGGGAUCUUGGGCUGAACUUGUGCAAGCUGGUGCCAGCGCUGCAGGGUGCUAACAUACUGGUGUCGGUGGGAACGAUAACUGUCAUCGCGUUGGACAGGUAUUUCACUAUCGUCUGUGGCCAAGAUGGACAAAGUACUAGGAAAAGGGUUUUGACAUCUAUAAUAGUUCUUUGGAUUAUUUCUGGUGCGGCUACCUCCCCAAUAUUUUACUUCCAGGUAUUUUACAUUAAACCACAUUGUUUAGUUAUAGAUUAA
This is a messenger RNA of Macrosteles quadrilineatus (aster leafhopper), 630 nucleotides long. RefSeq names its product neuropeptide Y receptor type 1-like. Gene Ontology annotation, molecular function: G protein-coupled receptor activity. Gene Ontology annotation, cellular component: membrane. The transcript is spliced from 2 exons. The record is from RefSeq and is a predicted model, not a curated record. Gene Ontology annotation, biological process: G protein-coupled receptor signaling pathway. The coding region runs from base 1 to 630 and encodes 209 amino acids. Lineage: Eukaryota; Metazoa; Arthropoda; Insecta; Hemiptera; Cicadellidae.